This is a messenger RNA of Anthostomella pinea, 1083 nucleotides long. The record is from the annotation of a GenBank genome assembly. NCBI's taxonomy places the organism in Eukaryota, Fungi, Ascomycota, Sordariomycetes, Xylariales, Xylariaceae.
AUGGCUCGCACGAACCCCGCCUCCCCAGCUCCCAGGUCACGCCGGUCAUGGGUACGACACAUGGUGGCAUGGACGCUCGCCGCGCUGGCCGUCUUGUUCUUCUGCACGCAUCUCGACAAGCUCCACCGCCCUUCGUCCAAGCAGCUGAACUCGCGCAGCGUCGGCCGCUUUGCGCCCCGCGACGUCUCGCUGGGGACGCCGGACAUUGCGGUCAAGGUCGAAAAUAUCCCCGUGACCCUCGGCAAAAGGGACGUCGAGAGGUUGCUCAUCAUAGGCGAUGUGCACGGCAUGGGUAAAGAGCUGAAUACGCUCCUGGAGAAAGUAAUCUACGAUAAGAAACACGACCAUGUCAUCCUCGUCGGCGACGUGGUAACGUUGGGUCUGGAAAACAAGGACGUGGUCGACCUCGCCAGGAAGGACAAGUGGUCGGCCGUCACGGGAAACCACGAGUGGCAGCUGCUAGCCGCCUUCGAUAACUACAACUCAUACGACCUGGAGAAACUCACCAGUGCCCUGAAGGAUCCCCAGAGUCCAGAACUGGGGAAGCUCACCAGCGCAUACAACGACGCACAUCUGUUCCCGCAGCCGGACAAGGUGAAGCUGGCGAAGAAGAUCAAGCUGGACGUCCAGUUGGCCAAUGACCUCGGCGACGCCAACCUCAAGUGGAUCCGGGGGCUGCCCCAUGUCCUGCGGGUGGGCGACAUCCAGUCCCUGGGCCACGUAGUCGUCGUGCACGCGGGCUUCAUCCCCAACGUGGAGUUCAAGGACCAGUCGCUGCUCACGAUCCUCAACUUGAUGAACAUGCAAGCCGAAGACGGCACAUACAAGCCCGUAGAGAAGGGUGGUGAGUGGUGGGCCGACGCCUGGAACAGCUUGCAGAAGCAAACCGAGGAUGAGCAGAAGCGGACCACCGUCGUCUACGGCCACGACCAGGGAAGGGGGCUCAAGCUGGAGUCGAACACGCUGGGGUUGGACAGCGGCUGUAAGAAGGGCGGGACGCUCACGGCGCUCAUUCUCAAGCCCGGCAAGGACUACGAAACGGAAAGUGUGAAAUGCAGGACGAUGAAAAAGAAGUACGAAUAA